This is a messenger RNA of Aspergillus nidulans FGSC A4, 978 nucleotides long. Its product is annotated as class I SAM-dependent DNA methyltransferase. Lineage: Eukaryota; Fungi; Ascomycota; Eurotiomycetes; Eurotiales; Aspergillaceae. The record is from RefSeq and is a predicted model, not a curated record. The coding region runs from base 1 to 978 and encodes 325 amino acids. The transcript is spliced from 5 exons.
AUGCAAUACGUCAAUCCCCCGCCAUAUUCGUCAUAUCGACAACCUGAAUCUGUCCACCUUGCCCCGUACCCUGCAUCCAGCAUGCCCCAAGAACCCACGCCUGCCGUCAGCGGCAUCGAUUUCUACCUCCAGCGCGCAUUCUCUCUCCGCGGGAGUUCCGAAGCACAAAGUUUUUACGAUGAAUGGGCUCACGCCUAUGACGCAGACAUCAAUGACGUCGGGUACGCUUCCCCGCGGCGGGCUGUGGACGCGAUCAUAGACAACCUUCCACCAUCCUUGAUUUCUAGACCAGAGAAACUGCAAAUCCUCGAUGCAGGGUGCGGAACAGGCCUUGUGGGUGACUGCCUAGCUCAGUCGUCUUUGUCAGGAGAAUUUGAUCUUAAUGGGGUUGACCUUAGCGAGGGGAUGCUGGAGGUUGCGCGUGGGAAGGGCAAUUAUCAGUCUCUUGAGACGGCAGAUUUGAAUGAAGGAAUUCUUAGCCCGGAUGGGAGGUACGAUGUUGUUGUGUGUGUGGGCACGCUGACAAAGGGUCAUGUUGGGGCAGGUGUAUUGGAGGAGUUUGCAAGGUUGACUAUGAAAGACGGAUUGGUGGUUGCGACCGUGCAUGAUGGGAUCUGGGAAAGUGGUGGGUUUAAGGAUGUGAUUGGCAAGUUAAAGGAGAAGAGGGUGGUGAAGGUCGUCAGUCUGGAUUCGUUUGGGAUUCUAGAGGACGAGAGUCAAGGGGGGAGGAUGGUUAUUUUGAAGAAGAUAUAUACGGACCAGCUAAUGUCCGUAGAGGUAGUAUGGACAGCCAUUUUGGAUAUUCCCAAUCCAAGUGUCAGUGCAUCCUGUGUAGCCGGUACUUCGGCUAGCGUAGCAACUUCUCGCAUGUCUAUCUGCCCUGUAUCCGUAGUCGGGGAGGGUUAUAGGAAACACUCCGUCAGCGGCGUCUUGGAUGGAAAUUCCGCCAUUCGUCCCAUCCAACUAGCGGUCUGUUGA